Molecule: messenger RNA, 598 nt
Organism: Punica granatum (pomegranate)
Lineage: Eukaryota; Viridiplantae; Streptophyta; Magnoliopsida; Myrtales; Lythraceae
Source: RefSeq, a predicted model, not a curated record
GAUGCCCGUACAGCAGGUUGCCGCACACCAGCAGAGGCCGAUGCGUACUUUGAGCACAGGAGAAGGGAGGCUGAAGAGAGUGCUCAUAGGGCCAAAGAUGGCUCUCAACUGGGCCCCAGCAGCCAUGGAGCCUUCAUGGGAUCUUCGGACCCAAGAGCUGCGGGACAGGGUUCCUCAAGCUCUGCUAACAUUGUGGAAACAAUGGGCUAUAGCGGCGCGGAUUUGCUGUCUGAAAAUGAGAAGAGGCUUUGCACCGAAAUUAGGGUACCGCCACAAGUUUAUCUCAGCAUGCAGCAAGUGAUGUCAGUGGAGAUCUUCAAAGGUAAGGUCACCAAGAAGAUGGACGCCUACCACUUGUUUCAGAUGGACCCUAGCAAGAUUGAUCGGGGGGGGGAAGCAUGGAACUGUGAAUUCCAUUGCAUGAUUAAUACUGCAAGAUUGAUCGGGGGGGGAAGCAUGGAACUGUGAAUUCCAUUGCAUGAUUAAUACUACUGAGAUUUACAGGUUUUGCUAAUAUAUGAGUAAAUGCCCAGUGGCUGAGACGAAAGUACCCAACAAAAAGUCAAAAUGCCCCUCAGCUCAUCUAUUAUUAUCUGCC